CGCGUGCCCCUGUGGCUAGAUGUGUAACAUUUAUUAAUUCGUGCGUUAUUCACAAUUAACGUUGAGAUGCCGAGCUAUAGAUACUAAUCCAUGGUAGCGGGUAGUAAUGCGCGAUACCAGUUGAGUGGGUUUGGCCUUUCUGAUAAUGGAAGUUGAUUGUUGCGAAGAAUGCAAUAAAUAAAAGUGUUAGCGGAUUAUGUAAAAUGUUAAAUUGGCAGCACUGCUAGCCGUGCGUGAAGUCUGUAUGGUCUGUGUAGUGAACGUGAAUUUCAAAUAUGCGGUGCAAGUUGUAUUUUAGUAGUGCCUGAAAUAUGCAUCGUACACCAAACAUAACAGCUUCAUAUUAUGAACAGUGCUUAUAAUUUGAAGUAUUAAGUGUUUUUGUAUUGGAUGUUGUGUCAAGAAAAUUGACGUGUUUUAAAAAAUGGGCAAACGGAAAGACACAAGUACAGAAGACGAGCUUGUUGUGGAUACAAAUGAAUUUCUACUGCAGAAGAAGCAUAAGAAACAUAAACAUAAAAAACAUAAAAAGAAGAAACUAUUAGAAGAAAGUGAGGGUUCACAAGACUUGUCAUUUGAUGAUGCUGAUACAAGCAAACCAGCUCUUAGGUUAAAAAUAAAGUUUGGAAAGGAAAAAGCAGGAGAUAAGAAUGCCAGCCCAUCAAGUUCCAGUGAUAAAACAAAGGAGAAGGGCUCUCCGGCUAAGGUACUCGAUAAGCCAGGGCAAGUGGGCUCCUCUCCAAAGACAUUAAAAAGAAGGAAGGGUAAAGGCAAGGAUAGUGGAACAUCAAGUGAAGAAGAAAGAUGGCUGGAUGCAAUUGAAUCUGGAAAACUAGAAGAGGUAGAUGAUGAACUGAAGAAAAUCAAACCUAAAGAUCCAAAAUUGAUGACAGCUCGACAGAGAGCCAUGUUUGAGCGGAAGACAGACAAGGAACCAAGCCCUGGAGGAGAACAGCUUUUGGCUCUGCCAUCAGGUUACAAGGAGAAAGUCAUGACGGCCGAAGCAAUACAGAAGGCUGCCCUCAAGUCCCAGAAACGAAAACAACUGGCUGAUGAGAAGAGGGAAAAGGAUAAGAAAAAAACAAUGGAGAGAUUAUUGAAGAAACAAGAGUCAAAAGCUGGGAAGAGCAGCAACAGGUCACGAUCUGCUCGAAAGCAGGUUCCCCGAGUGACUUAUCGUAAUACAGUGGAUGGUAUCAGCAUAUCACUCCCUCCAAAUAUGGAAUUCCCUCUGCAGUUACAAACUAUAGUUGGGAAACCUGUACUUAUACCAGUUCAGUGUGGAGUGGAAGGUUGCACUAAUAUGAAGAAAUACGGCUGUUCCAAAACAGGAGUGCCGUUGUGCAGUCUAAAGUGUUAUCUCAAGAACAUUGCAACAAUAGAAAAUCCAAGUUGAGGAUACUCAGAAUCAUAAAUUGUCUUUGUCCCAUAAUUUAUUAGUUUACUUCACUGAUAUAAUGUGAAAUCACCAUCCACGUGUAUCUAAUUUAUUUCCUUUUUGUUGAUCAAAUACUAGUAUGUCCUUGACAUGUUUUGGUCAUAAGCUGGUCAUUUUCGCGGGGAGACCAAAUAUUAAAGGAAACUUUACAAUACAUGUACAUAAAAGACUUAAACCAUUUACGACUGAUGGGUCAGAGUUCAAGUCCCGGUAGAGUGAAGAACUUUCUGUUCUCCUCGUCCAGACUGGCUCUGAGGUCCACCCAGCCUCUUAUCCAAAGGGUACCAGGGGCUCUUUCCCCAAAGGUAUAGUG
Molecule: messenger RNA, 1751 nt
Organism: Cryptotermes secundus
Lineage: Eukaryota; Metazoa; Arthropoda; Insecta; Blattodea; Kalotermitidae
Product: INO80 complex subunit B
Exons: 7
Coding region: 425-1396 (323 amino acids)
Biological process (GO): chromatin remodeling
Cellular component (GO): Ino80 complex
Source: RefSeq, a predicted model, not a curated record